Pungitius pungitius (ninespine stickleback) is the source of this 3716-nucleotide messenger RNA. Its product is annotated as zinc finger protein 770-like. Gene Ontology annotation, molecular function: DNA-binding transcription factor activity, RNA polymerase II-specific. The coding region runs from base 260 to 3565 and encodes 1101 amino acids. Gene Ontology annotation, biological process: regulation of transcription by RNA polymerase II. Gene Ontology annotation, cellular component: nucleus. The record is from RefSeq and is a predicted model, not a curated record. The transcript has 2 exons. NCBI's taxonomy places the organism in Eukaryota, Metazoa, Chordata, Actinopteri, Perciformes, Gasterosteidae.
CGAUAUGUUAUUAGCAGCAAAGCUAAGAAGCUAAAGACACCGGCAACAUCGGGUAGUUCAUGAAUUUGAAUAGGAUUUUGAGACAGUAGCAGGCGUCCUUAGUCAGUACGUUGGACUGAAGUCUAUUUUGCUCAGGAAUCGGCAUGUUAUCCACCUGCUGCAGAUUGUUUUGAACAGAUUUGAAUGCAAAUUACAGCGAGGUCCACGGAGAGGAUAACCACUUGGGUGGAAAGUAAAUCACGAAUGUGUGGAUUUCAAAAUGCAUCCGUGUCCUGUUUGUCUAAAAUCGUUCCCAUCACCAUAUAAACUUAGGAGGCAUUAUGUCAUCCACACUGGCCAGAAACCCUUCAUCUGUGCAACCUGUGGAAAAUGUUUCACACAGUCUGAUCAUUUAAAAACCCACCUGCAGAACGUCCACCACCCGAGGCUUCCAACAGACUGUCUACAGGAGGACAUUGUACCUCAUAACCAACAAGCAAAUGAUAAUAACCCAGCUGCAAGGAUUAACAUAUCCAGCAUUUGUAAUAACAAUGUAAUGCCUUCAACUGUGCCAUCUUCUGUGGCCUUCCAGCCAGAGUGCAAAGGGGACAAUGUGGCUUCCAAAACUGGAAAUCCACCCCAAAAAAUGAUUGUAAAUGAUACCGUGGUGACUUGGAGCUGCAUCUCAAAUGUCAUGGAUCCAAUAACUCCGGAGCAAGUUGAGUCUGCAGAUGAAAACACAUCCGUGUACCACGCCCAAAACGGAUACACCGGCACGGUGUGCUCCAAGUCAUAUAUUUCAUCUCCUCACCUUUGGAUUCAAUCACCGACCCAUCAACCAAAGGAAUUAGAGUGGAGCGAAAAGUCAGGCCCGACUUUUUCUAAACGAGCCAAUUCCAAAGAGCACCUGCAAGAAAAAGAAUUGAGCCACAGCGGAGGUAAAAUGACUUUAAAACACCAGUGUACCAUAUGUCUCAAAAGCUUCUGCUCGCCAUCCAAAUUACAACGGCACUCCCUUAUUCACACAGGGCAGAAACCCUACUCAUGCACGGUCUGCCGGAAAGCCUUCAGGCAGAAGGUACACUUAAAAUCUCAUCUUAGUUCGGAAAAUAGAUGUUCACUUUCUGUCGGUGCUGAAAGGAAGAAGCAACGUUUUUUUAGUAGCAGACAAACCUCAGGUCUGCUGCUUCAGCCGCCACUUGAGCAACAUCCCUCCGGACAUCGCACUCAUGCGGAUUCCUCCGUGGAGCUGGAACUACAGUGUAAAAUAAGUGUAAAUGCUGUGCAGGACGCGGUCGAGACUGAAGUCAAGUCCGAAGCAGCCGCAAAGCCAGAGCAAUCAGUCCAUGACAGCAGUCAGAGUCGGGGUACGUUCGAAAGGUCAGAUGACCCAGAGCAGCAGGACCUAACGCAGAAAUCCUUGAAACCAUUUCAGUGCAUGAUCUGCAACAGGUCCUUGUGCUUAGAAGGUGACUCAAGAUGUCAUCAUAAAAUAAAUCGGGACCAAGAAGAAUUGGGAUCUGCCACCAUAGUGCAAAACAGCAACAACGUAGAAAUCCGACAUUUCCCUGAACCCAAUCUCCCAGAUCCCCUCGAUUUGAACAUCAUUGUAAAACCAGAAUCAUGGAGCGUCGAUUGCACUGAUUACCAAGACUCUCAUCCUCCGGGUUGCGAGGUAAUCCCAUCAGCACGACAGCAGGGGGAACCCCGCAGUGACACCAGCGAGCGGAACAAAAUCCACCGGUGUCAGGUGUGUUUAAAAUGUUUCCCCUCCAUAUCAAAACUCCAAAGGCACCUGAUGACUCAUACCGGACAGAGGCCCUUCGGCUGCGACAUGUGUAGCAAGAGAUUCCGGCAGAAAACGCACUUGAGGGUCCAUUGUCGCACACACCUGUGGUCUAGAUAUCACAAGCAACGCUCGUUGUAUAUUAACCGGCCACCUUCUCGCAUAGGUGGCUUAAGCAGGUCCGCAGCAGACGUCCCGGUCCUGGAAAUGUUGCUACAAGAGCAAUUUGAGACACACAGUGGCCGCGAUGUAGUCUCACCGAAACGCCCACAUUCAACUCUGUCCAUGGGGAUUCUCCGCAGUGACAACGUGGAAUCGGAUAAUUUGUCGCCACGUAUCUCAAAGAAGAGUGAGGUUGUGCGAAAGGCUUCCACGGUGAGUGUGAAAAGGACACAGGUGGCUGGUCCGAUGCAAAAUCCGAGCAACGUGCAACACAACUGCUUCCAGUGUUCAAAGUGUUUUCCAAGCGCCUCGAAGUUAGAAAGGCAUGAGAUGGUCCACACGGGCUUGAAGCCGUUUCACUGUGUUUUCUGUGGGAAAGCAUUCAGGCAAGCUGCGCACCUCAAAACCCACCAGAUAAGCCACUGUGAGAGGAAACCAUCGAGGCCGGUCCAUCAGCAGGAGAACAUUAGAAAACUGAAAGGAAAUCGUCAACGGCAGCCACGGAUCAGUGUUCGGAUCCCUCGACAGAAUUUACCUGUGAACAAAGAUGGUCCACUCUACAAUUGUGAUGGUACAGACGGUGCUGAAGGGAGAGCAUCGCUGUGCGCCAGGCGUGCGAUGUCUAUCACUAAAGGGAGCAGUCUCCUGAAGACAAACUCUAAAAGUAACAUACCUUGUAAGAAAAGGAAGGUUCACUCAUGCCGAAUAUGCUCCAGGAGCUUUGCGUUCCCUUACAAGCUGUCGAGGCACAUGGCCACUCACUCCGGGACGCGGCCGUACAAGUGCACGUUGUGCAGCAACACCUACACACAGCUUGGACAACUGAAGGUUCAUGAGCAAAGAUGCGGACAGGGUAACAGGGUCUCCCAUUGCGUUGAAGGAGACGUGGGGAAUACCAACCAUCUCCAGGAUGAAGGCCUCGAUGACCUUACUGAUUGUACAGAUUUGAAUGCAAAUGCAACAAGUGAUGGUCACUCAUUUGCUGAAAUAGGUUCAACGUAUUUCUCAGAGGAAACACACACUGAGUGGUUGGCAGUAACAGAAGGCUUACAAGAGGAGAAUAAUGAAUUGGAGAAGAAGAUGAGAGGUGAUUGUGGUCAGACUACAUACAGCUAUGAUCAGGAUAAAGACCAUUACAGUUAUUCAUUUCCCUCCGAACUUUCUCUUGAGAUAGAUAAGCUUGUCCAAAAUCACAACAGGGCAGCUCCACCUUUCUCACAGUAUAAGAGCAAUGCUCACAGCGUCAAAGUAACAUGUCCGCCUAAAGGGGUUAUGGCUGUUUCAGAUGGCAACAAGCUGCUGAAGGUUGAACCUGUCACUUCUCUGGUUGAGAAUCAAAUGCAGCCGGAGAAUUCUUGGUGUGAACCUCUGAACGGGUUUGAAUAUGACACGCGCUCUGCAAGUCAUGAGAGUGAAGACGAUCUUGAGCAGUAUUUUUGUUUAACUAACGUUCAACGCAAAGCAAAAGAGUCGGUUAGGGAGAAUCGGUGUAACAUUUGCCUCAAACAUUUUGUGUCUCCCUCUAAACUUAAAAGGCAUUUUCUUAUCCACACGGGUUUAAGGCCGUUUCGGUGUGACAUUUGUGGCAAAACAUUCACACAGUCAGCACAUGUCAGAACACACCGACUGACUCAUUGACAUUAAUCAGACUAAACAGUGUAAAAUGUGUGGGUUUUUAAAACUUAUAUUUAUGAUGAUAAUCAUUUGUCGGUAAUAUGGUGUUUGAAUUCACUGCAUAUAUGUUAAAUAUUUAGUAGGGGUCUAAAAAUAUGGACAUUUAUAUUUUUGU